AUGUCAUGUCUCUUAUACUAUCAUUGCAUUAUUGAUUGUGAACACGUAACAUUACGCAUGCAGAUGUAUCCGACCUCAAGUACCCUUCGAAGGGUAACGGCCUCUCAGAAAAUGCAAACUGACAGACAUGUAAUAAAACAAAACGCGCCACCAUGGGACAUCCCGCGGGACCGAGCUCUUGCCUUUGCACCUGUACAGCGUUCAAGAAAGAGCAACAUGCGGUCCUCGUCAACAAGGGCAUGUGCCGAAUUCGCACUGCGGCUAAUCAUAACACGUGUAAUACAGACGCGUGCUACCAUCAACGUCAACUGUAAAGGGGACGGUGGACAAGCAUAUGCGCUUUUCUACGCCAUGUCGAUUUGCCGUGGAAGCAUGGCCGCCGCCAAUCCUCGUCCGCCAUCAGCUCAGUCGCUUUGGUCUCCAGCGAUCCAUAUUUCACCAGAGUGCAACCCACUGCUGUCCAACCUUGCCUUCUUCUCUCCGCCAAUCCUCUCUCGUCGCCCACUCGCUUCCGUUCCGAAAUCCCUCCCAAAUACACAACGCGUACUCCAUCAGUUGCCAGGAAUCCAUGUCUCCAGACUCUGGAGACCAGAGUGGUCUCUCUUCGAUGCCCUCUUACGCCGGCCUCUUCAAAAACUAACGCCUUCACCGCACUGCUUGCCACCGUUCCUACGUUCCUACACACGGUCUCCGUAUUCUGCUAACUCGUGCUCUAAAUUUUUCCCUCUCACUUCACCCGCAGCUACUGCAAAGCCAACAAUAGCAUAA
Chondrus crispus (carragheen) is the source of this 768-nucleotide messenger RNA. RefSeq lists its product as hypothetical. Lineage: Eukaryota; Rhodophyta; Florideophyceae; Gigartinales; Gigartinaceae. The record is from RefSeq and is a predicted model, not a curated record. Bases 1 to 768 code for a protein of 255 amino acids. The transcript has a single exon.